Molecule: messenger RNA, 717 nt
Organism: Dromiciops gliroides (monito del monte)
Lineage: Eukaryota; Metazoa; Chordata; Mammalia; Microbiotheria; Microbiotheriidae
Product: survival of motor neuron-related-splicing factor 30-like
Exons: 1
Coding region: 1-717 (238 amino acids)
Biological process (GO): regulation of alternative mRNA splicing, via spliceosome; mRNA processing
Cellular component (GO): cytoplasm; precatalytic spliceosome; nucleus
Molecular function (GO): RNA binding
Source: RefSeq, a predicted model, not a curated record
AUGUCUGAAGAUCUAGCAAAUCAGCUGGAUAUCUACAAGGCUCAGCUUCAACAAGUUGAGGCAGCAUUAUCUGGGGAUGGAGAAAAUGAAGACUUGCUAAAAUUGAAAAAAGAUUUGCAAGAAGUUAUAGAAGUAACCAAAGAUCUUCUUUCAACCCAACCUUCAGAAACCCUUACAAGUUCUGACAGUUUUGCUUCUGGGAAGCCCAUUCACUCCUGGAAAGUAGGGGACAAAUGUAUGGCAGUCUGGAGUGGAGAUGGAGAGUGGUAUGAAGCAGAGAUCAAGAAGAUAGAUGAAGAAAAUGGGACCACUGCCAUCACAUUUGUUGGUUAUGGUCAUGCUGAAGUCACACCUCUACUCAAUUUGAAGCUGCUAGAAGAAGAAAGGAAGGCAGAGGAGGACAGUGGAAAUAAGCCCAUGUCAAAAAAAGAAAUGAUUGCCAAGCAACGAGAAUAUAAGAAGAAGAAGGCAUUGAAAAAAGCUCAGAGAAUAAAAGAACUUGAACAGGAAAGAGAGGACCAGAAGGUGAAAUGGCAACAGUUCAACAAUAGAGCCUCUUCUAAAAACAAAAAAGGUCAGGUAAAAAAGAGCAUUUUUGCCUCACCUGAGAGUGUAACUGGCAAAGUUGGAGUAGGAACUUGUGGAAUUGCUGAUAAACCCAUGACCCAGUAUCAAGAUACCUCGAAAUACAAUGUCAGGUAUUGGAUGCCUCAGUAA